GCGGCUGUCGACUUCCUACCUACGUCGGACAGACAGGCCACCCCCUUCCUCCCGGUCCCCACGCCGGCACCCCCCCCUUCCCCCCGACCGAUUGAUCCGCUCCCUCCGAGGGACUCACAUUGGCCUCCCGACUGGGGGAUAGCCACCACCACCACCAGCCCCUAGACUCACCAGGUCGCCCUGGCCUUAAGGCUGAUUGACUUUGCCACCCCGUGACAUGCGCACAGAUAGCUGCCCCAUACUUGCCCCAUAGCUGUUCUCCAUCCCUCCCCUCCCCUACAGAAUCCUUGUCUCACCACCUCAGGACCCCCACCCCAGGAAAUCUUAGAUCGACUUCAGGACUCCCGGCCGGCUCCACCCCACUCCAGGUCACACUAAUCCUUACAUUUAGACACAUAGACACAUUGACACUGGCCACCUCCCUCCCAGACACUCCCAUCUUGUCACCGACAGUUUCUUUCCAUCAUGGGAAAGUCAGAGAGUGUCUUUUUCUCUCGCGCACACACACACACACACACACACACACACACACACACACCUUCUGCCAAAAGGCAGCUUUGUCCAUUGUCACAGGCAACAGGUGGGCAGACACUCCCCCUUCCUAGUAGUUAUAGGGUGACAGUGCCUCACCUCUAGGAUUCACUGCCAGCUUCAUCACCACAGGAUCCAGCCAGCAGACUCCCAGGCUGCUGUGUGCUGGAGGAAGUUCCCCUGGAGGUGCUGAGGCAGAGGGAGUCCAAGUGGCUGGACAUGCUCAACAACUGGGACAAAUGGAUGGCCAAGAAGCACAAAAAGAUUCGUCUUCGGUGCCAGAAGGGCAUCCCACCUUCUCUUCGGGGACGAGCUUGGCAGUACCUGUCAGGAGGCAAGGUGAAACUUCAGCAGAACCCUGGAAAAUUCGAUGAGCUGGACACGUCUCCUGGGGACCCCAAAUGGCUAGAUGUGAUUGAACGUGACCUGCACCGGCAGUUCCCUUUCCAUGAGAUGUUCGUGUCCCGAGGAGGCCAUGGCCAGCAGGACCUGUUCCGUGUGCUGAAGGCCUACACGCUGUACCGCCCGGAGGAGGGCUACUGCCAGGCCCAGGCCCCCAUUGCUGCUGUGCUGCUCAUGCACAUGCCCGCUGAGCAAGCCUUCUGGUGUCUGGUACAAGUCUGCGAGAAGUACCUGCCCGGCUACUAUAGUGAGAAAUUGGAGGCAAUCCAGCUGGAUGGCGAGAUCCUCUUCUCACUACUACAGAAGGUGUCUCCUGUGGCUCACAAGCACCUCAGCCGGCAGAAGAUCGACCCCCUGCUGUACAUGACAGAGUGGUUCAUGUGUGCCUUUGCACGUACCCUGCCUUGGAGCUCCGUGCUGCGAGUCUGGGACAUGUUCUUUUGUGAAGGAGUCAAGAUCAUCUUCCGUGUGGGGCUGGUACUGCUGAAGCACGCACUAGGCUCCCCUGAGAAGCUCAAAGCCUGCCAGGGCCAGUAUGAAACCAUCGAGCAGCUGCGGAGCCUCAGCCCCAAGAUCAUGCAGGAAGCCUUCUUGGUCCAAGAGGUGAUAGAGUUGCCUGUGACAGAGCGCCAGAUUGAGCGGGAGCACCUCAUCCAGCUGCGGCGCUGGCAAGAGACCCGUGGUGAGCUGGAGUGUCGCUCUCCGCCUAGGAUGCAUGGUGCCAAGGCCAUCCUGGAUGCAGAGCCUGGUCCCCGACCUGCCCUGCAACCUUCACCGUCCAUCCGCCUACCCCCAGAUACAACCCUCCUCAGCUCCAAAGCUAAGCCAUCCAAGCAGGUUCAGAAGGAGCAGAGGAGGACAAAGGCCAGUGGACAGAUGGAAAAGUCCCCAGCCCCCACUCCAGGCACAGUGGUGACUGCUUCAGGAGAUGCCUGUCCUCCUCAGGAUGUGCCCCCAAAGAACUCAGUCUCCCAGGACCCAGUCCCGCAGGACUCUGCUCCCCAGGACUUAGUCUACCACCGUUCGCAGGAGAGCCUGACCUCCCAGGAGAGUGAGGACACCUACUUGUAACCCCGGGAGUUCAGGCCUCCAGGUGGGGUCUCCACACAUCUUACACGGUUCAGAGACUGACAACACUCCAGGUCCUGUGUACCUGAAGGCUCAUCUGCUUGGCCACUGGGCUGGGGUAGAAUCUGGCUGGCCCAGUACAGAUUCUGCCUGAGCCUCCUAUUUAUUUUCUCUUGAGUCAAGCUGGCCCAGCCAGCAGAGGCAGAAGCUAUGGCCGAAGGAGUUGGGUCUCACUCAGCCCAUCCUUCUGGGGUGUUUCCCAGGGCUGGGGUGCUGACAUGCGGGGAAGCGGUGGGGUACUCUUUGUGUAAAAUAGAAACAUGGUUUUGUACGGAAAUAAACAGGCUUGUAUAGAGA
Molecule: messenger RNA, 2358 nt
Organism: Peromyscus maniculatus bairdii (prairie deer mouse)
Lineage: Eukaryota; Metazoa; Chordata; Mammalia; Rodentia; Cricetidae
Gene: Tbc1d10a
Product: TBC1 domain family member 10A
Biological process (GO): regulation of GTPase activity
Molecular function (GO): GTPase activator activity; small GTPase binding
Source: RefSeq, a predicted model, not a curated record